CUACGCCAUUGCACCAUUCUGCCGCCGAUCCAACUUCGUCAUUCGUUUCCUCACACAAGGAAGCUCAUCGAUCACCAUCACACUCAUUUGCUAGCCAGAAACCAUGCAUAUCCCCGUCGCUCUCCGCGCCCUGGCCUCCGGAGCCCUCUUCACGCCCUGGGACAAGAGCCAGUGGAUCGCCUCCGACGACACGGUCCGCAACGGCGCGAGUCAUUCCACCCUCGACAUCAUCGAAGCCGGCGUCGCCGGCAACCCUUUCACCGAGUCAAUUGCAAACUUCCACGGCAACCUCGACUACGCUACGCUCGGCGGUGCGGGCUUCGCGUCCCAGCGGACCGUCGACGACUGGCCGAGCCUCGACAUCUCGGCGUACGAUACCAUCACCCUCGAGAUCCCGUUCACGGAUGGGAAGAAGUACACGUUCAACCUGAAGGACACGGUGCCGCCGCCCGUAAAUGGCGUGGAGCAGUCUGGGAUUAGCUGGGAGUUUGAUUUCCAGAUUCCGGCGGUGAAUCACACAGAUGGCGCGGUUGAGAAGGUGGUGAUGCCGUUGAGCAAAUUUGUGCCUACUUUCCGUGGAAGGGUUCAGAAUGAUACUGCGCCGCUCAACUUGACGAGCAUCAAGAGGGUCAAUUUCAUGAUUCGAAGCUUCUUUGCUGAGCAGGAUGGAGAUUUCGAGCUGCACUUCAAGUCCGCGAUUGCUUCAAAAGAGGGAAGCAAAUAGAUGAUCUACCACCAAUAUUCAAUACCCACACAAGCGAAUAUCAUUAAAUUCUGCCUAAGGCUCU
Molecule: messenger RNA, 788 nt
Organism: Colletotrichum godetiae
Lineage: Eukaryota; Fungi; Ascomycota; Sordariomycetes; Glomerellales; Glomerellaceae
Product: complex I intermediate-associated protein 30
Exons: 2
Coding region: 104-724 (206 amino acids)
Biological process (GO): NADH dehydrogenase complex assembly
Source: RefSeq, a predicted model, not a curated record